GCGAUCCAAUCGCAACAAUGUGAAAGCGACCCCAACCCCGACAUUGAUUUAUCUACGCUCCAAUUGCUCGCUCGUACGUUCCCUUAGUACCGACGGCCGCUGCGAAGAAGAAAGUUCUUCGUACUUGCCAUGAGUGCAGACAACAAACCCAUAGACUCCACGCGACAAGCGAUUGUUCCCGACCACGGUGAUCCGUAUUAUCUUCGCAACCCCGUCAGAUCGUUAUUGGUGCUAUUCUUAGCCUGGAAAGCGAUCCUGUUCCCGAUCAUCGCAAACUGCCCCGGUCUUGGCUACGACACCUCCACAAACCUGUUGGCGUCCGCGGUAGCUCCAAGCUUGCCCACAUGGUUUUCAGUUCAAGCUUCUUCUUCGGGUAUAUGGAACUUUGUAAGAUGGGAUGCUAUAUACUUUGUGCGCGUGGCAGAGAGGGGAUAUCUGUAUGAGCAAGAGUGGGCUUGGGGUUAUGGGUACACGCGCUUGUUGAGCUUUCUUAGCUCCGGUAUAUCAUUCAAUUCGAUGAUGCCUUUCAACUUGACUAACUUUACUUCUUCAAAAAUAGCUUUCGCAACCCCUAACGGCGUCUCUAUAGCAGCAAUUGCAAUUUCCGGCAUCGCGCUGUCCCAUCUCACCCACUUUUGUUCGGUUUUGGUCCUGCAUACCCUGACCGAAUUGUUAUUCGGAUACGAAACACGGUCUCAGAAAUUGUUCUGCCUGGUCUCCGCUGCGCUCCAUGUUAUCUCCCCCGCAGGGGCAUUUCUCUCUGCUCCCUACACCGAAUCGCCUUUCUCUUUCUUGAACUUCACCGGCUUUUACCUCUAUUCGUCGGCAUUGCUUGCCGAGAAAGCUGGGAAUCGAGGACGGCGCGAUAUUUUGGUCUUGUUGGCAGGUAUUCUGUUCGCGGCAGCUACUACAAUACGAGGAAACGGCAUAAUAAGUGGUUGCCUAUUUGCAUACGACGCCGUGCAGGGGGUCCUGCAAUUCCUUCAUCAUGGACUGUCAAUUGACUUGAUCCGUCGUAGUGGUAUUGUUGUGCUUGGUGGGAUCAUUGUCGCUCUGGGCUCGAUCAUACCUCAGUACAUUGCUUACACCGAGUACUGCGGAGCCACAUCCCGGCCGUGGUGUGCGCGAUUUUUGCCUAGUAUAUAUGGCUGGGUCCAGGUCCAUUAUUGGAACAACGGCUUUUUAAGGUACUGGACCGUAUCUAAUCUACCGCUUUUCAUCCUCGCGGCCCCUGUGCUCGUGGCAAUGCUUUAUUCCUCGUUUGUAGCGCUAUCAGGGCGUCUGGGACCAUCGCAUACUGAUCACACGCCUAUAUCCAAAAUGAACACCUCCCAGUCUGCAGUGCUUCGUCUUGCCAUUGCGCAAGGUAUCCUCGCACUCAUGACACUCACCAGCUUUCACAUCCAGAUCAUCAACCGCAUUGCAUCUGGCUAUCCCGUAUGGUACUGGUAUCUGGCUACCUCGGCAUGUGGAUCUUCCAAACCGCUCAACAAUCGACUUUUCCGCGCCGCUGUACAAGGAAUGACCAUGUACGCGCUGAUCCAGGCGGUCCUGUUCGGCUCGUUUCUUCCACCAGCAUGAGAAGAUUCUAGCUUUGUACAGUAGAAAUCAUCAUUGAUUACCUCUGACUCUUGAUUUAUUCGCCAAUAGUUGAACUUGGAACUAGGGUCCUUAGAGACCCCGACUAUGUAGCCACCGCGCUAGCCCAGAUUGGUCAGCUUCGAUUUUGGCCCGGACCUCCUCACCGACGAGUCCCCUCUUUGCUAGAUAGCGUAAGACAGGUAGUCA
This is a messenger RNA of Talaromyces stipitatus ATCC 10500, 1788 nucleotides long. Its product is annotated as DUF409 domain protein. NCBI's taxonomy places the organism in Eukaryota, Fungi, Ascomycota, Eurotiomycetes, Eurotiales, Trichocomaceae. The coding region runs from base 130 to 1581 and encodes 483 amino acids. The transcript has 2 exons. The record is from RefSeq and is a predicted model, not a curated record. Gene Ontology annotation, biological process: GPI anchor biosynthetic process. Gene Ontology annotation, molecular function: GPI mannosyltransferase activity; alpha-1,6-mannosyltransferase activity. Gene Ontology annotation, cellular component: mannosyltransferase complex; endoplasmic reticulum membrane.